Molecule: messenger RNA, 8617 nt
Organism: Gekko japonicus
Lineage: Eukaryota; Metazoa; Chordata; Lepidosauria; Squamata; Gekkonidae
Gene: NCOR1
Product: nuclear receptor corepressor 1
Exons: 48
Coding region: 274-7926 (2550 amino acids)
Biological process (GO): negative regulation of transcription by RNA polymerase II
Molecular function (GO): nuclear thyroid hormone receptor binding; transcription corepressor activity
Source: RefSeq, a predicted model, not a curated record
GCGAAAAUGGCGGCCGCAGAGGAAGAGGUGCUGAGGCGGAGGUGAGGUUGCGACGGCGUCGAGCGAUUGCAGCCGCGCCCGCCCCACUGUCGCGUCAUCCUUGACAUUGAGUAGUAUGGAUUGGUGGCCACAGAUCUUUUCACUGGUGUGAUGGGGAGAGUGGAUUCUGCGUGCACUUACUGUCAUCUUCAGGGUUGAGAAAGGCGGGUUCCUGGAAACAUGAUUGCUCAGCAGUCUUGACCUCACAGCUCAGCAAAGACUCCUCCUCCAAUAAUGUCAAGCUCAGGCUACCCUCCUAACCAAGGAGCGUUUAGCACAGAACAGAACCGUUACCCGACACACUCGGUCCAGUACACGUUCCCUGGGAGCCGACACCAACAGGAGUUUGCUGUGCCUGAUUUUCGCACUUCUCACUUGGAAGUCAGCCAAGCAACCCAGCUUCUGCAGCAGCAACAGCAGCAACUCCGGCGGAGGCCUUCCUUGCUUUCUGAAUUUCACCCUGGUUCAGAUAGGCCUCAGGAAAGGAGGUCAGCCUACGAGCCACAGUUUCACCCUGGCCCAUCACAAGCCGAUCAUGACUCACUGGAGUCAAAGAGGCCGCGGCUGGACCAAGUUUCCGAUGCCCCCUUCCAGCGGGUCAGUGCUUCCACAGUCCUGCCCUUGGUCCACCCAUUGCAAGAGGGGUUACGAUCUGCGGACAUAAAGAAGGAUCCAGCUUUUGGAGGCAAGCAUGAAGGGCCGCCAUCACCAAUGUCCAGUCAGGCGUGCGGCGAAGACCAGAACGCUUCUCCCUCCAAGCUGUCGAAGGAAGAGCUGAUCCAGAGCAUGGAUCGGGUGGAUCGGGAGAUUGCCAAAGUGGAACAGCAGAUCCUCAAGUUGAAGAAGAAGCAACAACAACUCGAAGAAGAAGCCGCUAAACCCCCAGAGCCAGAGAGGCCUGUCUCUCCUCCUCCCGUGGAACAGAAACAUCGCAGCAUUGUCCAGAUUAUUUAUGACGAGAACCGGAAAAAAGCUGAGGAAGCUCAUCGGAUCUUUGAAGGCCUCGGUCCCAAAGUCGAACUGCCACUUUAUAAUCAGCCAUCAGACACGAAGGUGUACCACGAAAACAUCAAAACAAACCAAGUCAUGAGAAAGAAGCUGAUUUUGUUUUUUAAGAGAAGGAAUCAUGCGAGGAAACAAAGGGAACAGAAGAUUUGCCAACGCUACGACCAGCUGAUGGAAGCAUGGGAGAAAAAAGUCGACCGGAUAGAAAACAACCCCCGCAGGAAGGCCAAGGAGAGCAAGACCCGUGAAUAUUACGAGAAACAGUUCCCCGAAAUCCGGAAGCAGCGGGAGCAGCAGGAGCGGUUUCAAAGCCGGGACUUCUUUUCUUGUUACAUUCCUAGGGUUGGUCAAAGAGGGGCUGGCCUUUCGGCAACCAUUGCUCGAAGUGAGCAUGAAAUCUCGGAAAUAAUUGAUGGCCUUUCUGAGCAGGAGAAUAACGAGAAACAAAUGCGCCAGCUCUCCGUCAUUCCUCCCAUGAUGUUUGACGCUGAACAGAGGCGCGUGAAGUUUAUUAACAUGAACGGGCUGAUGGAAGACCCCAUGAAAGUGUACAAGGACCGGCAGUUCAUGAACGUCUGGACCGACCACGAAAAGGAGAUCUUCAAAGAAAAGUUUGUCCAGCACCCCAAGAACUUUGGCCUAAUUGCUUCCUACUUAGAAAGAAAGAAUGUUCCAGACUGUGUUUUAUAUUACUACUUGACCAAGAAAAAUGAAAACUACAAAGCUCUGGUGCGAAGGAACUAUGGCAAACGGCGAGGGAGAAACCAGCAACAGAUUUCACGUCCUUCCCAAGAAGAAAAAGUCGAAGAAAAAAUAGAGGAGGAGAAGGCCGAAAAAGCUGAGAAAAAGGAGGAGGAAAAGAGAGAUGAAGACGAAAAAGAUGAAAAAGAAGAAUCCAAGGAGAACAUCAAAGAGAAGGACAAGAUCGAAGCUGCCCCUGAAGAGCCUGAGGAAAAGGAGCAGACUGCUCCACGGGGGCGGAAGACUGCCAACAGCCAAGGCCGGCGGAAGGGCCGGAUCACCAGAUCAAUGACAAACGAGGCCGCGGCAGCCAAUGCCGCAGCCGCCGCCGCUACUGAAGAGCCACCGCCUUCGUUGCCUCCCCCUCCAGAACCUUCUUUGGCAGAGCCGGUGGAAACCUCCCGCUGGACAGAAGAAGAGAUGGAAAUUGCGAAAAAAGGGUUAGUGGAACAUGGACGAAACUGGGCAGCCAUAGCCAAAAUGGUGGCAACCAAGAGCGAGGCCCAGUGCAAGAACUUCUAUUUCAACUAUAAAAGGAGGCACAACCUGGACAGCCUUCUUCAGCAAUACAAGCAGAAAUCUUCUCGAAGGCCCCGUGAGGAGCGUGAAGUGUCACAGUGCGAGAGCGUGGCCUCAACCGUCUCCGCUCAAGAGGAUGAGGACAUCGAGGCAUCCAAUGAAGAAGAGAACCCGGAAGACAGCGAAGGUGAUUCCAAAGGUGCCGAAAAUAGCUCGGAUACCGAAAGUGCUCCCUCACCUUCCCCGGUGGACGCCGCCAAGCCCUCGGAGAAUGCCCCAGCCGAGAGCGGCUCUUCCAGGGCAACCUCUGAGGCAACAGCCGAGCAGGAGUCGGCCAUUAAAGCUGCCCCGGCGGCGUCCCCUCCCUUGCCAGCUCAGAGCGUCAAGCCGGCGGAGAACGAGAACACCACCGAGCUGCAGGUGAAAGAGGAAGCCACGACCGAGGGGGAGGAGUCCAUGGAGGUGGAGAGCCGGAGCCAGCCGAUCGACACCAAGCCCGUGCUCAACCUCGUGGUCCACACCAAAGCGGAGCCUGUCGAGGCUGAAGCGAGGCUCCCGGAAGACGUCCAGGUGAAAAUGGAGACGGAUGCCAAAGAGAGGGACGGGGGCCAGCCCAAGGAGAAGCUCGAGCCGGAAGACAUGGACUUUGGCCCCACCCAGCAAGCCAGUGCCCAGAGGAUGGAACCCAACUCAGACAAUGAUUCGAGCGCCACCUGCAGUGCCGACGAGGAAGUGGAUGGAGAGCCCGAGAGGCAGAGAAUCUACACCAUGGAUUCAAAGCCUUCCCUGCUGUACCCUACGGGGCCUCUGCUAGUGUCCUCCACCAUCAAGCAAGGGCAGCUGGACCUGCAGCAGCUUCAGCAUCGGGCUGCCGUAAUUCCACCCAUGGUCUCUUCUACAUUGCAAGGGCUACCGCAGGGGAUCCCGAUGAGCGGCUACACACUCUUGCACCAGCACAUUAAGGCCAUGCACAAGUCCACCAUGCUGGAGGAUCAGCAACGCCAGAGGCAAGAGCAAAUGGAGGUGGAUUGCCGGAGGUCUGCUAGUCCCUGUGGCCCAUCCAAGAGUCCCAAUGUCGAGUGGGAUGGGAAACCGGUUGCCUACAUGCCUUACGCUGAAGUGAAGCGUGCCAUGGAACAAGAAGCGCAGAUGCAGAACGCGGUGGUAAGAUCCGCCUCCCCCUAUCGCCUGUCUCCAAGGGAGGUCAGCAAAGCCUCUCCACAGCCCGAUAUGAAUGCAGCUCGCUACAGCGUUCCACCAGUUCUCCAACCAGCUCCGCAUCAGGUAAUAACCAGCCUACCUGAAGGGGUCCGUCCCCCAACGACACGGCCCACCAGACCGCCGCCCCCGCUGAUUCCAUCUUCCAAAACAGUGAUGCCAUCAGAGAAACCAUCUUUCAUUAUGGGAGGCUCCAUCUCACAAGGGACACCCGGAACUUACUUAACAUCCCACAGUCAGUCGUCUUACAGCCAAGACCCACCGAAGCCAUCUGUGGGUUCCAUCUCUCUAGGCUUGCCGCGGCCACAGGAGUCCGCCAAAGCAGCUUCCAUGCCGUACAUCAAGCAAGAGGAAUUCUCUCCCAGGAGCCAGAACUCUCAACCCGAGGGCCUGUUAGUCAGGGCCCAACAUGAAGGUGUGGUUCGAGGUACCACGACCACCAUCCAAGACGGAAGCAUAACACGGGGGACUCCAGCCAGCAAAGUUUCCGUUGAAACGAUGCCUUCCCUGCGAGGCUCCAUCACUCAGGGGACCCCAGCUCUGUCUCAGUCCGGGAUUGCAGCUGAUGUGUUGUUGAAAGGAACCAUUACCCGACUGGCUACAGAGGACAGCAGCCCCGAGAAAUGCAGGGAGGAGGCAGCGGCAGCCAAAGGCCAUGUCAUUUAUGAAGGCAAGAGUGGGCACAUCAUAACCUAUGAUGCCAUUAAGAACGUCCGUGAGGGAACCCGGAGUCCGAGGACUGCUCACGAAAUGGGCCUUAAGAGAUCUUACGAUUCCAUGGAAGGAAACAUCAAGCAAGGGAUGUCCAUGAGAGAAUCUCCCGUCUCUGCACCGCUAGAAGGAUUGAUCUGCCGUGCUCUUCCUCGGGGAAGCCCUCACUCGGAACUGAAAGAGAGGACUGUGCUAUCUGGAUCCAUAAUGCAAGGUACUCCAAGAGCUACAGCUGAGAACUACGAUGAAGGCCUCAAGUAUCCCAAGAUGAUUAAGAAGGAGUCUCCACCAACACGGAGCUUCGAAGGUGCCAUUACCAAGGGGAAGCCGUAUGACGGGGUCACCACCAUUAAAGAAAUGGGGCGCUCCAUCCACGAAAUCCCACGGCAGGACCUGCUAAGCCAGGAAAGCCGCAAGACCCCGGAGAUAGUCCAGAGUGCUCGGCCUAUCAUAGAGGGUUCCAUUUCUCAGGGUACACCCAUAAAAUAUGAAAGCAGCUCAGGCCAGUCCACCAUCAAGCACAACGUUAAGUCCUUGAUCACCGGGCCGAGCAAGCUCCCCCGAGGCAUGCCGCAGCUGGAGAUGGUGGUGUCCGAAAACGUGAAGAUCGUGGAGCGAGGAAAGUACGAGGACUCCAAGGCCGGGGAAGUCCGUUCCCGCCACACUUCUGUGGUCAGUUCCGGGCCCUCGGUCCUCCGGUCGACUCUCCACGAAGCUCCCAAGUCGCAAGUGAGCCCCGGGAUCUAUGAAGACAACAACGCGAGGAGGACGCCUGUGAACUACCCAAGCAUGUCAAGGACUUCCCCCAUGAUGAACAGAGUCCCCGAAGCCAACAUGUCUUCUGGGAAGUCUGCAAAUCACGAGAGGAAAUCCACUCUCACCCCGACACAGAGGGAGAGCGUGCCGUCAAAAUCUCCAGUGCCAGGGGUGGAUCCUGUGGUCGCUCACAGCCCCUUCGACCCCCAUCACAGAGGCGCCACUUCCGAGGUCUACAGGAGCCACCUCCCUUCGCACCUGGACCCUGCUAUGCAGUUCCAUAGGGCUCUGGAUCCUGCUACUGCCUACAUGUUCCAGCGUCAGCUCUCUCCCACACCUGGGUACCCCAGCCAGUACCAGCUCUAUGCGAUGGAGAACACCCGGCAGACCAUUUUAAAUGAUUACAUCACUUCCCAGCAAAUGCAGGUCAACCUGCGUCCUGACCUUGCCCGGGGGCUCUCUCCCCGGGAGCAAACACUGGCGCUUCCCUACGCAGGAGCAAGAGGAAUAAUUGAUCUGAACAGCAUGGCUCCCACUAUCUUAGUGCCUCACCCUGGAGGAACAAGCACACCCCCAAUGGAGAGAAUCACGUACAUCCCUGGAACGACGCAACUUGCAUUCCCUCGACCCUACAACCCCCCUUCCAUGUCCCCAGGGCACCCUUCACAUCUGGCAGCAUCUGCAGUUGCAAAUGCCGAGAGAGAACGAGAGCGGGAGAGGGAGAAGGAACGGGAGCGGGAGAGAGAACGGGAGAGGGAGCGGGAGAGAGAACGCGAACGCGAGAGGGAGAGAAUGGCAGCAGUUCCCUCCGAGCUUUACCUCCGUCCAGGCGCUGAGCAGCCCGGGAGGCCCGGGAGCCACGGGUACGUCCGCUCACCCUCCCCUUCGGUCCGGAGCCAAGAGAACAUCUUGCAGCAGAGGCCCAGCAUUUUCCAGGGAUCCAACGGCACAAGCGUGAUCACGACUCUGGAUCCCGCGGCCCAGUUACGCAUCAUGCAGCUCCCUCCUGGCGCCCCCUCCAUAACUCAGGGCUUGCCCGCUUCACGCUUCAACACGGCUGCCGACGCCUUGGCCGCCCUGGUGGACGCGGCCGCCUCCGCCCCCCAGAUGGAAGUGGCCAAGUCGAAAGAGAGCAAGCACGACGGCGGCCGGAUCGAAGAGAACCCGGGCCGCCGGUCGGCGGUGGUGAGCGAACAGCAGCAGAUGGAACAGAAGGUGCUGGAGGCAGAGAAGAGGGGGCCUCCGUGCCCGUACACGUCAUCGUCGUCAUCUGCCUUCUCUGCCAGCAAGCCUCAGAGCCAGUCGUCUUCGGCCAUCUACUCAGAAGCUGGGAAGGACAAAGGCCCCCCCUCCAUCUCCAAGUACGAGGAGGAGCUGCGGACCCGCGGGAAGACCACCAUCACAGCGGCCAACUUCAUCGACGUGAUCAUCACGCGGCAGAUCGCCUCCGACAAGGAUGCCCGGGACCGCGGCUCCCAGAGUUCGGACUCUUCCAGCAGCCUCUCCUCCUCCCACCGAUACGAACCACCCAGAGACGCCAUCGAGGUGAUUAGCCCCGCAAACUCGCCAAUCCCUCCCCAAGAAAAGAUGCCACCUUAUCAGCAGGAGGCCCCCAAAAUGGCCCAGACGGAAAGAGACUGCGGCCGUCAGUACGAGGGGCCGGUUCACUCUUACAGGCCACAGCAGGAUUCGCCAUCACCACAGCCACCCCCUUCCUCCCAGGCAGAAGGAAUGGGACCUGUGCCACGCACCCACCGCCUGAUCACGCUGGCUGAUCACAUCUGUCAAAUCAUUACACAGGAUUUUGCUCGAAGCCAGGCUUCUACGCAGCCCUCUCUCCAGCCUCCCACUAGCACAUUCCAGACCUCUGCUCCCACUAACGUCACCACAUCAAACCGGGUGAAGACCUCUAACCGCUACAGCCCUGAAGCGCAGAUGCAGCCUGGCCCCCACCAGCGCCCAGGGGCCCGGGUGUCUCCGGAAAACCUCUCUGACAAAGGGAGGGGAAGGCUUGGGAAGUCCCCCGAGAGAAGCCACCUUUCCUCAGAGCCUUAUGAGCCAAUCUCGCCACCCCAGGCCCCAGCCGUGCACGAAAAGCAAGACGCUCUUAUGUUGCUCUCCCAAAGAUCCGAGCCUGCGGAACAGAGGACGGACUCUCGUUCUCCAGGGAGCAUCAGCUACCUGCCUUCGUUUUUCACCAAGCUCGAGAGCACCUCGCCGAUGGUGAAGUCCAAGAAACAGGAGAUAUUUCGUAAGUUGAACUCCAGUGGUGGAGGCGACUCUGAGAUGGCUGCUGCUCAGCCGGGGACGGAAAUCUUUAACCUGCCAGCGGUCACUACCUCAGGUCCAGUCAGUGCUCGAGGUCAUUCCUUUGCAGAUCCCGCCAGCAAUCUGGGCCUGGAGGACAUUAUCCGCAAGGCGCUGAUGGGCAACUUCGACGACAAAGGGGAGGACCACAACAUCGUCCUGGGUCAGCCCAUGGGGUUGGCGUCCAGCGGCUCUAGUUCAGCUCUGUCCACAAACAGCGAAUCCCGGAGGGAAGAUAUUAACCCAUCCCCCAAUCCGGGAGGAGGAGUCAGCAAGCAGAAGCUGAUGGGCAAAUCCGGGAGCCGGAAGUCUAAGUCGCCCAUUCCCGGGCAGGGCUAUUUGGGAGCAGAGAGGCCUUCGUCUGUCUCGUCGGUGCACUCAGAGGGAGACUAUCACAGGCAGACACCCGUGUGGUCGUGGGAAGACAGGCCCUCCUCGACAGGAUCUACCCAGUUCCCGUACAACCCUCUGACCAUGCGCAUGCUGAGCAGCACGCCUCCGACCUCGAUGGCCUGCGCCCCGCAGUCCGUCAGCCAGGCCGCCUCUCACCAACCCAACCGAAUAUGGGAACGAGAGCCAGCGCCCCUCUUGUCAGCACAAUACGAGACUCUUUCAGACAGCGAUGACUGACCGGGGGAGGGGAAGGGGACCUUUGGAAGAAGCUGGAGUCCUUUGCGGGGUCGAAAGGCUGAUGAUUGGGGUUUUUUUAAAAAAAACAACCACAACACCACGAUACGUGCCCAAAGACGUUGAAAGAGAGCGGAGGGGGGGAUGUGCCAGAUGAAGCCGCCACAGGGAAUCUGCUCUGGAGCCCAGCCCCCUUCGGAAGAUUCCUUGCUGCGCGUGGAACAGCCAGCACCCUGAAACUUAAAUAUGUAAAGAGUUUUUUUAAAAAGGACUUGAACGACAUCUUAUUUGUAAAGAGAACCAUAACAUAAUGUCUUUAAAAAGAAAAUCAUUCUUAUGUAAAUAGAGUAAUUUUCUGCAGUGGUUAUUUCCCCCCCUCCCUCCCCGGCUUAGAGUAUCUGGUGUACUUAUGUUCAAAUCAUUGCAUAAACCAUUUUUUUUGGGGGGGGGUGUCAUUUUAUAUAUAUUUUUUAAAAGUAUUUUCUCAAGCAUAGGUUGUUCAUAAUCUUUUCAAGGCGCAAGCCACCUAGAACAUCAGGCCCUUCAUGCCGUCACUGCAAUGAAGGAAGGAUCGCGCAUUCAUGCUCAGGUGUUCCAGGUGGGCAUCUCUGUCCACGCCCCCCCGCGCCCCCCCAAGGCACCACGCAUCCUCAGCUGGUCUCCCAAGUACUGCUCUUCACGAGUCAGUGCUGGU